AUGAACGACAAGAUAUCCAUUUUACCUCCUGAACCUAUCCAGCUACUUGACGAGGAUACUACGGAGCCUGAAGUCGAAAUUGACUCACAACAAGAGAAUGAGGGACUUAUCAGCGUCUCAAACAGCAAUGGUAGCAGUAGCGGUAGUAAUGACUGUGGCGCUAGAAUUACCAGGACAAGACCUAGGCGGAGCAGUUCCAUCAAUGCAAACUUCAGUUUUCAAAAGGCUCACGUCAGUGAUUGUACGAUAGUCGAUGGAGACCAUGGAACAAAGUUUGCUGUUUGGAGAAUCACCGUUUUUCUUGAACCCAACUUGAACGCUUUUGCAGCCAAGAGAGAAAGCUAUAAAAUCCAAACCUAUAAACGGUACUCUGACUUCGUCAAGUUAAGAGAGGAUUUGCUCACAAGAAUCAAGACAGUGAAACCUGAGAAGCUACACUGUUUACAGAUUCCCAGCCUUCCCCCUUCGGUUCAAUGGUACAGUUCUUGGAAGUAUCAGCAAGUGAAUCUGAACAAAGAUUGGCUAGCCAAAAGACAAAGAGGGCUCGAGUACUUCCUCAACCACAUCAUUCUUAACAGCGGCCUCGUAGAGAUGGCCAAGGAUAUACUCAUACAGUUCCUAGAGCCUUCAAAACGGGUUGCAUAA
Molecule: messenger RNA, 645 nt
Organism: Saccharomyces paradoxus
Lineage: Eukaryota; Fungi; Ascomycota; Saccharomycetes; Saccharomycetales; Saccharomycetaceae
Gene: YPT35
Product: Ypt35p
Exons: 1
Coding region: 1-645 (214 amino acids)
Molecular function (GO): phosphatidylinositol-3-phosphate binding
Source: RefSeq, a predicted model, not a curated record